Messenger RNA from Centruroides sculpturatus (bark scorpion), 1446 nucleotides. Its product is annotated as zinc finger protein 2-like. The transcript has 7 exons. Lineage: Eukaryota; Metazoa; Arthropoda; Arachnida; Scorpiones; Buthidae. Gene Ontology annotation, cellular component: nucleus. The record is from RefSeq and is a predicted model, not a curated record. Bases 220 to 1446 code for a protein of 408 amino acids.
CUGGAGCAGUCAAACAAGGUCAUGGUCACGCCCAUCCGAGACGACAAUCCCACCGGACUCGGGCUCCACCUGGUGGCCAGGUAAGACAGCAUACCUGUUGAGGCCGGCAUGUCCGACCCCAUCAUUGCCCUCGCGAUGAGACAGAGGACAGAAGUAUCCAAAAGCUUCUCCGUUGUGCCAUACCUAUGAAUAGCUACACCAUACCUUUCAAUAGUCAUUAUGGAGACCUGCGUACUCAUACCAGGUGAAUUGAGUCUUGUUGUCACCAACAACGAAAGAAAUGCAUCGAAAUUAAAAGACACGUGCGUUUGUGUAUGGACAAACCAACGUAUACCUCGAGGAACACGAUUUUUACCAUUUCAAGGCACCGUACGUCUUGGAAAUUUAGAAAUUUAUGGUUACUUAUCAAGUAACGAUUUGAGGCAUCGAUUUGGUUGCUACGAUGAAAUUCAAGACAUCGCAUCUCAUAAAAUUCGUCAAUGUAACUGGGUGAGGUUCUUACGAUUUUCUCCUACAUUCAGUGGAGAAGUCAAUCUCUUGGGUUCUUUAGUAAAAGGAGAACCAGUUUAUGAAACCAUCAGGACUGUUGCACCACACACAGAGUUGGUGGUUUAUUAUGAAGACACUGAAGAAGAUUAUAAAAACCCAGUUGACUUAAUUUCCACUCAAUAUAAACAAGCCAUGGGAAUGAUCCUUGAAGAAACGCCUUUGGAUCUAUCGAAAUCAUUGUUCACUCAUCGAAUAUCAGGAACGACUCAAUUGACAGUAGACGAUGGCAAGACGUUACCUAGUCGACUUCUGAUGACACCUCCUUCUGAAAGUGACGAACGUCGUUCCUACUCAGGCGACAGUCUGUCUCCUAACGAUGAGUCAUUAAUAGAUACUAGGUUGGUUAUGGCUAAGAAAGGGAGAGAAAGACAUUUGUUACCGUGUGAAGUAUGUGGUAAAGCAUUCGAUAGACCCUCUCUACUUCGUCGACAUAUGAGAACACAUACAGGUGAAAAACCACAUGUUUGUGAUGUUUGUGGCAAAGGUUUCAGUACUUCAAGCUCGCUCAAUACUCACAGAAGGAUUCACUCAGGAGAAAAACCGCAUCAAUGUCAUGUAUGUGGAAAAAGAUUUACAGCAAGUUCUAACCUGUAUUAUCAUCGAAUGACCCAUAGCAAAGAAAAACCUCACAAAUGCAGUCUGUGCUCUAAAUCAUUUCCUACUCCAGGAGAUCUUAAAAGUCAUAUGUAUGUUCACAAUGGUUCUUGGCCUUACAAAUGUCAUAUUUGCAAUCGAGGAUUCAGUAAACAGACAAAUCUCAAAAAUCACUUGUUCCUUCAUACAGGUGACAAACCCCAUGCCUGUGAUUACUGUCAGAAGAGGUUCGCUCUUGCGUGUAAUUUACGUGCUCAUCGAAAAACUCACGAAAGUAAGAAUCCAUCGAUUAACUUACCUUAA